AUAGAGGAGUAGUAGUAAACUGCUGCAGAACAUUGAACUGUCAACAGCGUAAAAUUGGCUACUAGAAUUAUUACAACAUUUGUUAACAAUUCUAUUGCAACAAUUCAACUCAAAGGACACGCAAUACUAAUAAAUUCGAAAAAAAAUCUUUUAUUUGAUUUACAGUUUUCAUAACAAGGAAAAAACCUAUCGGCUGGAGAGAAGUAAAGUGCAUAUCCUUGAGUUUUAAACCCUUUUCGUUGUGGCAAUUGAUGGCUGUUUGUUGACAAUUGCCGUGCACGCAAAAACCCCAUAGAUCUAAUGUGAAAAUUAAAUAUCGAAAGAGCAUAGCAAGUGUUGCUGAUUCUAUUCCAUGGUAUUUGUAGCCGGUAUUGGACCACAUAAUUAUCAUCAUAGACGUCUAUCAACCAGCAGUAUGUCGAACCAAAAACAAGGUGCCCUCAAACAAUGCCUGCAGCUAUGUUGCCUCUUGGCCACAUUUAUAAUGGCGGGAUUUUUCAGUACGGCCGGUGCCAAGCCUACCAUAUCCUUCAGUUUUCCCCAAGGACUACAAGGUUUCCCCACCUUCACUUCAUUUACACAGCAAAUCAUUGAAAAUCGCAGUGCUCGACAAAUGAAAACUUACAGUGGCAAACGAUUAACGAACGACUCAUUACUCAUGAUAUACUAUCACGAUUCGACAAUUGCGGUUACCGAAUUGGGACCACAAAAACUUCUACUGGGCUGUGAACUCAUUGAAAUUUACAAUGAACAGGAAGGCAAAAUGCUUUUGGAGAACCUCUCCAAAUACAAUCGCCCCUUGGAGAUAACAUUUGAGGAAAUGUUGAAGUUAAUGCGGCAAUGUGAGCGUGUCGAUAAACUGACCUAUGCCGCACGAAACACCGGCAAAUCAUCGGAUGCCCCAUCGUCCACAGAAACGAAUAUCGCCUUAAAUCUGGCCGCAAAUAUUUUCCCCAAAAGUCCACUUUCAAUAUUGAGUGGUAUUAUACCAGGCACAAAAUGGUGUGGCACCGGUGACAUUGCUGAGACCUAUGACGACUUGGGCACUGAAACCCAAAUGGAUCGCUGUUGUCGUCAACAUGAUUUGUGUCCGGUGAAAAUUCGGGCAUACCAAACCAAAUAUGAUCUCAACAAUGAUUCAUUGUAUACAAAAUCCCAUUGCAUCUGCGAUGACAUGCUGUUCUCCUGUUUGAAAAAGACCAACACAUCUGCCUCACAGCUCAUGGGUUCGAUAUAUUUCAAUUUGGUGCAGGUGCCCUGUUUGGAUGGCGAAAAGAAUCAAUAUCAAUUUCGGGCGGCCAAGGAGGGUUUCUGAGACCCGAUUCACCCCUCCCAACCUAGCAUACACGGCCCACAUGUGCUUAUUGGCCAACUACAUUGUUAGCAUGUAGUUGUUAGUUGUUAAUUAUCUAUCCCAUGUUGUACAUAGACAAUAGUUACUGUAGUUAUUUAUAUCUAAUUAAUAUUAUGUUAUUUUUUUAUGUUUUUUAUUAUUAUUGUAAUAAAUGAAAAAAGAGGUUAAA
Musca domestica (house fly) is the source of this 1523-nucleotide messenger RNA. RefSeq lists its product as uncharacterized. The coding region runs from base 353 to 1315 and encodes 320 amino acids. Lineage: Eukaryota; Metazoa; Arthropoda; Insecta; Diptera; Muscidae. The record is from RefSeq and is a predicted model, not a curated record. Gene Ontology annotation, biological process: phospholipid metabolic process; arachidonate secretion. The transcript has 5 exons.